This is a messenger RNA of Fonsecaea monophora, 891 nucleotides long. RefSeq lists its product as hypothetical. The record is from RefSeq and is a predicted model, not a curated record. Lineage: Eukaryota; Fungi; Ascomycota; Eurotiomycetes; Chaetothyriales; Herpotrichiellaceae. The transcript has a single exon. The coding region runs from base 1 to 891 and encodes 296 amino acids.
AUGGUCCAUUUGAUCUUGACUGGAGCCACGGGUCUUGUGGGAGCAUCCGUUCUCUCGCACAUUCUUUCCCUCCCGUCAACGAGUACACCCGCCAUUCAUAAGCUAUCAAUCAUCACUCGCUCUAGCUCAAUCCCCUGGCUAUCAACCACUCCUCCACCAGGGACGCCGGCCGUCAACAAACACACCCAGAUCGAAGUCAUCGAGCACAAAGAUUUCACCUCAUAUCCACCGGACCUGUUGGAGAGACUGAAAGGUGCCGACGCUUGCAUAUGGGCCUUGGGCGUAAGCCAGAACGACGUGUCCAAGGAGCAGUAUGUGACGAUCACAAAGGACUAUACCAUGGAGGCGGCCAAGGCGUUUUCCUCGCUACGAGAGUCGGCGUCGUCGUCCAUUUCGGGGUCUCCUUCUGAAGACAAGCCUGACGGGAACAAAAAGUUCAAAUUCAUCUACGUUUCCGGCGAAGGCGCGACGCUGCAUCCGCGACCCUGGACACCCCUCUUCGGCCGCGUCAAAGGCGACACGGAACAUUCUCUGCUCCAACUCUCCAAGACACCGCCCUACUCCAAUCUCCUCUCAGUCUACUCGGUCCGCCCCGGCGCGGUGGACGGCCACAACCAGCCCUGGCUCUGGGAGCCGAUCCUGAGGGAGAAGCGAACCGCCUUUCAGCGCUUUUACCUGGGGAAGGCGUUGGUCCCGAUCCGAAGGGGUUUCCUCGGCGAGGGAUUGCACACCCCGACCGAGGAACUGGGCCGCGUGUUAGUGGAAAUGGCCGUUGGGGAGCAGCAGGGCCCGUUUGAAAUUGGAGACGGCGUUGAGGUGGAAGGGGAAGGGCGGACGCUGGGGAACAAGAGGGUCAGGAUGUUGGGUAGGGGGGAGGGAUGGUGGAAAUAA